AUGACAUUCCUAGAGAAUACUGGAGGGCAGAGCUUAAUAAAUGAGCAGAAACCCGUUGUCAUCCUGCCUGGAAAUCCAGUCGACAGUCCCACCACAGAAGAUCCCGCUGUCGAGCAAGAAUAUAUAUCUUCCUGUGUAUCGGACGACGAUAUAGAACAAGAGCCAGCAGAGGAUCUGAACGAUGUCACAAAACGUCGAAGAGCGCAAAAUGCUUCGUUCGAGGCCCUGCUUUCCAAGCGCGCUGAUACGGGCCCCGUGACGAAGAAAACCGCAUGCGAAGAUAUUCCCGAUGCUGAGCUUUCUACAGCACAUCUGGUGGCGAGGCGGGAUCUAGGACACGGGACGUUAGACCCUCGGGAAUACCAACUGGAGCUUUUUGAAAGGGCUAAGGUGCAAAACACUAUUGCGGUUCUCGAUACGGGAUCUGGAAAGACAUUGAUUGCUGUGCUGUUGCUGAAGCACGUCAUCGAGAAGGAGCUGAACGAUCGUGCUGAGGGCAAGCUCCCUAGAAUAUCAUUCUUUCUGGUCGACAGUGUCACACUUGUAUACCAGCAGGGUGCUGUACUGCGCAACAACAUCGACCAGAAUAUUGGACAGUUCUUCGGUGCCAUGGGAGCAGACCUAUGGAGCAAGCAGACCUGGGACGAGCACUUCAGCGCAAAUAUGGUUAUUGUAUGCACGGCAGAUAUUCUGAACCAAUGUCUCUUGAAUUCGUAUGUGAGGAUGGAUCAGAUUAAUUUGUUGAUCUUCGACGAGGCACAUCACACCAAGAAGAAUCACGCUUAUGCGCGGAUUAUUCGUGAUUCCUAUCUCAAAGAAUCCCCGCCCAAGCGCCCGAGAGUAUUUGGAAUGACCGCAUCGCCGAUUGAUGCUCGAGGUGAUAUUGUAGAUGCGGCUGCAAAGCUAGAGACGCUGCUAGACAGCCAGAUUGCAACAACCUCGAACCUGACCCUCCUACGACAAUUCAUCAAACGUCCAACAGAGAGGGAAUGGGCAUACGAUCGACUAGAAGCACCAUUCGGAACCGGUUUGUACAAAACCAUGAAAGACCGGUUUGGUGACAUUGCCUCGUUGGAGUCCGUCUUCAGGUUUGCAUGGAACGCCAGUUCCGAGUUGGGCAAAUGGUGUUCCGAUCGGGUAUGGGCUCAUGCUUUAGCAGAAGAUGUGCUGCCAAAGCUUGAAGGUCAAGUGAGCAAGGUCAUCAAUGACGAGAGCUCUAGCAGAGUCCCCGAAAGUGCAUACAAAGAAAUUGAACGGAUAAAGGAGGCCAGCGGCAUUGUCAGGAACCAUACCUUUGACAGCCCCGAUGCCCUCGGCUCACUCAGCUCUAAAGUGCAGCUCUUGCAUAGAGAACUUCGCAAGCAGUUUGAAUAUCCCACAGAAACCAAAUGCAUUGUCUUUACCGACAUGCGGUACACGGCCAGGAUAUUGUUUGAGCUAUUCACCGAGUUGAACAUUCCAUACAUGCGUCCCGGUGUGCUGGUUGGCGUUCGAUCUGGUGAUCUCACCGGAAUGAACAUAACCUUCCGUCAACAGUUUAUUGCCCUGGUCAAGUUCCGAAAAGGAGAAAUAAAUUGCUUGUUUGCCACUUCGGUAGCUGAAGAGGGACUGGAUAUUCCAGACUGUAACUUGGUUGUCAGGUUUGAUUUAUAUCAUACCCUCAUUCAGUAUGUACAGAGCCGAGGCCGUGCGCGACAUUCUGACUCAACCUAUGCCACCAUGGUCGAAAAGGAUAACUUUGAACAUCGAGAGCGGCUUGUGGAAGUUCGGAAUGCUGAGCAAAUAAUGCAGAGCUUUUGUGAAGCCUUGCCAGAAGAUCGUCUGUUGAACGGCGGCGAGCAUGACUUAGAAGCGAUUCUUCAACAUGAGGAAGGCAAACGAACAUACAAGAUUGCGUCCACAGGAGCAACGCUAACGUACCAUUCGGCAAUGGCUAUUCUUGCACGCUAUGCCAGCUCUUUGCAAUACGAGAAAGAGUCGCUGACCCAGGUUACAUACGUUACUCUUCCCAUCAACAAUACCUAUGUCUGUGAAGUCAUUCUACCAGAGAAGUCGCCCAUUCGAGGCAUAACUGGAAAUCCGGCGAUGAAAAAGUCAAGCGCAAAGCAGUGCGCAGCCUUUGACGCCUGUCUUCUGCUACGAAAGCAUAAGCUGCUCGAUGAUCAUUUCAAUUCGGUCUAUCAUAGACGGCUACCUGCUAUGCGGAAUGCAAAACUAGCCAUCACGUCGAAGCAUACAAAUCAAUAUGACAUGAUAUCAAAGCCGUCUUUUUGGGAUAUCCCGGAGAAAACCUUGCCAACCAGGCUCUAUGCGAUUCUCAUCUCGUUCAAACCUUCAGAGCCGCUCUCAAGAGAACACGGUGAUAUAAUCCUGCUUACUCGAGAAAGACUCCCAGAGUGUCCGUCAUUCUCCAUAUUCCUUGACGAGGAUGUGGAAACCAACAUCUGCUCAACAGAUGUGCUGAACAAAUUGGAAGUCUCCAAUGAUGAGCUGGACUGCUUGACUGACUUCACGCUCCGCGUCUUUCGCGAUGUGUUUCACAAAGUCUAUACCAAGGAGCCCGAAAAGAUUCCAUACUGGUUUGCCCCUGCAGUCCAGUCGACUGAACUUGACAACUCUAGCCCACCUCGAGGUUUGGUUGAUUGGGAAACGCUAUCCUUCGUCCGCAAAAACGAGGAGAUACAAUUCACUACUGACCUAGACCCGAAGUCAUUGGUCAACCGACUCGUCUACGAUCCCUGGGAUGGUAGAUUCCGACUCUUCACGGGUGAAGUGGACGAUACGCUGCGCCCCUCAGACUCUCCACCGGACUGGGUGCAUCGUCGGAGGCACAUGGACAAUAUCAUGAGUUACUGCGUUAGCCUUUCGAAGAACUCCCGUGCCAGGUUCUUCGCGAAAGCCAAUUGGAAUCAACCAGUUUUUCACGCUGAAUUGGUUCGUCUUCGGAGAAAUCUGUUGGACAGAAUGGUGGAGCAGGAACGAGAAGUAGAGACCCGAAGCGUCGUCUGCCUAGAAGCUCUGAGAAUAUCUGCGAUCCCAACCUCACUUGUUACUUCAUUCCUCACAUUCCCCGCAAUCGUUAGCAGAAUAGAUUCCCAUCUGAUUACCCUCGACGCGUGUAAAACCCUGGACUUGGCUGUCCAUCCCGAGUUUGCCCUCGAAGCAUUCACGAAAAAUUCCGACAACACCGAAGAACACAAGGGCCAGCAAAUCCACUUCCAGCGUGGCAUGGGCAAGAACUAUGAGCGUCUCGAAUUCUUGGGCGAUUGUUUCCUCAAGAUGGCGACUUCCAUUGCCUUGUUUACGCAGAACCCAGACGACGAUGAGUAUGAUUAUCACGUCAACCGGAUGUGUCUCAUCUGCAACAAGAACCUGUUCAAUGUCGCCAUCAAAAAGAAGCUUCACAUGUACAUUCGGAGCCGUGGAUUCUCCAGACAUACAUGGUACCCGGUAGGCCUUACGCUGCAAAAGGGUAAAGAUCACAGCAAGAAGGUUAGUUCGGAAAGUAAACACGCACUGGGAGAGAAGACAAUAGCCGAUGUGUGCGAAGCGUUAAUAGGUGCAUCUCUACUCUCGGGCGCCCCAGACCACCGGUUCGACAUGGCUGUGAAAGCAGUCAGCGCGCUAGUUGACAGUGAUAACCACACAGCAACAAAAUGGAAAGAUUACUUCAGCCACUACUCUCUUCCUCGAUAUCAGACUAUGAGAGCAGACGGGUUUGAAAUUGACCUCGCCAAGAAAGUCGGAGAGAAAUUGGGUUAUCAAUUUCGUUAUCCCCGACUCUUGCGAUCUGCAUUUACUCACCCUUCGUACCCUUCUGCGUGGGCUAAGGUGCCAUGUUACCAGCGACUGGAGUUCUUGGGUGACUCGUUGCUGGAUAUGGUUUGUGUCGAGGAUCUGUAUGCGAGGUUUCCAGAUAAAGAUCCCCAGUGGCUCACAGAGCACAAGAUGGCAAUGGUAUCCAACAAGUUCCUUGGUGCUCUUUCAGUGCGACUCCAACUCCACACGCACCUACGACAUUUCAGCAACCCGUUGCAGUCCCAGAUCACCCAUUAUGCCGAGGAGAUUCAGACCGUAGAGGCUGAGAGCGAAGGUGCCGUGGAUUACUGGGUUGGCACUAAAGAUCCGCCGAAGUGCUUGUCUGACAUGGUCGAAUCAUACCUUGGAGCGGUGUUUGUCGAUUCGGAGUUCAACUUCGAAAUGAUCGCAUCAUUCUUCAACAAAUAUAUCAAGCCAUUCUUCCAUGACAUGUCCAUCUACGAUACUUUCGCAAACAAGCAUCCCACUACGUAUCUGCACAACAGACUCACAAACGAAUAUGGAUGUGCCAACUACUGCCUCAAAGCGGGUGAAUUCCCGGGAGUCGAUGGAACCCCAGCUAGUGUCCUUGCCGCUGUAAUCGUACAUGAUGCCGUCAUUGGCGAAGGAAUGGCAUCUUCUGGUCGCUACGCUAAAAUUAAAGCAAGUGAGAAAGCUCUGGCUUUGCUUGAAGAGAUAUCUCCCACAGAGUUUCGCGAGAAGUACCAGUGCGACUGCCGCGAGGCCAAGGAUGCCCAGGAUAAUAUGCCGGAUGUUGGGACUGCGAUUUAG
Messenger RNA from Aspergillus ruber CBS 135680, 4590 nucleotides. Its product is annotated as putative RNA helicase/RNAse III. Gene Ontology annotation, biological process: siRNA processing. The record is from RefSeq and is a predicted model, not a curated record. The transcript is spliced from 14 exons. Gene Ontology annotation, molecular function: RNA binding; ribonuclease III activity; ATP binding. Bases 1 to 4590 code for a protein of 1529 amino acids. Lineage: Eukaryota; Fungi; Ascomycota; Eurotiomycetes; Eurotiales; Aspergillaceae. Gene Ontology annotation, cellular component: cytoplasm; nucleus; RISC complex.